AUGGAUCGUAAGAUGAAGCAGAGGGAUACGAUUGUUGCAGACCCUAGCAUUAACGCUGUCAGUGGGAUUGUUGCAGAACCUAGUAUUAACGCUGUCACUAGGAUUAUUGCAGACCCUAGCACUAACGCUGUCAGUAGGAUUGUUGUAGACCCUAGCACUAACGCUGUCAGUAGGAUUGUUGCAGACCCCAGUUUUAACGCUGUCGCUAGGAUUGUUGCAGAACCUAGUAUUAACGCUGUUACUGGGAUUGUUGCAGACCCUAUUAUUAAUGUUGUCACUGGGAUUGUUGCAGACCCUUGUAUUAACGCUGUUACUGGGAUUGUUGCAGACCCUAGUAUUAUCGCUGUCAGUGGGAUUGUUGCAGAACCUAGUAGUAACGCUGUCAAUAGGAAUGUUGUAGACCCUAGUAUUAACGCUGUCAGUGGGAUUGUUGCUGAACCUAGUAGUAACGCUGGUACUGGGAUUGUGGCAGACCUUAGUAUUAACGCUGUUACUGGGAAUGUUGCAGACCUUAGUAUUAACGCUGUUACUGGGAUUGUUGCAGAUCCUAGUAUUAACGCUGUUACUGGGAUUGUUGCAGACCCUAGUAUUAACGCUGUUACUGGGAUUGUUGCAGACCCUAGUUUUAACGCUGUCAGUGGGAUUGUUGCAGAACCUAGGAACCCUAGUUUUAACGAGUUUGUUGCAGAACCUAGGAGUAACGCUGUCAAUAGGAAUGUUGCAGACCCUAGUAUUAACGCUGUCAAUAGGAUUGUUGCUGAACCUAGUAGCAACGCUGUCAAUAGGAAUGUUGCAGACCCUAGUAUUAACGCUGUCGCUAGGAUUGUUGCAGACCUUAGUACUAACGCUGUCACUAGGAUUGUUGCAGAACCUAGUAUUAACGCUGUUACUGGGAUUGUUGCAGACACUAGUAUUAACGCUGUCAGUGGGAUUGUUGCUGAACCUAGUAGUAACGCUGUUACUGGGAUUGUUGCAGACCUUAGUAUUAACGCUGUUACUGGGAAUGUUGCAGACCUUAGUAUUAACGCUGUUACUGGGAUUGUUGCAGACCCUAGUAUUAACGCUGUCAGUGGGAUUGUUGCAGAACCUAGGAGUAACGCUGUCAAUAGGAAUGUUGCAGACCCUAGUAUUAACGCUGUCAAUAGGAUUGUUGCAGAACCUAGGAGUAACGCUGUCAAUAGGAAUGUUGCAGACCCUAGUAUUAACGCUGUCAAUAGGAUUGUUGCUGAACCUAGUAGUAACGCUGUCAAUAGGAAUGUUGCAGACCCUAGUAUUAACGCUGUCGCUAGGAUUGUUGCAGACCUUAGUACUAACGCUGUCGCUAGGAUUGUUGCAGACCCUAAUAUUAACACUGUUACUGGGAUUGUUGCAGACCCUAGUAUUAACACUGUUACUGGGAUUGUUGCAGACCCUAGUAUUAACGCUGUUACUGGGAUUGUUGUAGACCCUAGUAUUAACACUGUUACUGGGAUUGUUGCAGACCCUAGUAUUUACGCUGUUACUGGGAUUGUUGCAGACUCUAGUAUUAACGCUGUUACUGGGAUUGUUGCAGACCCUAGUAUUAACGCUGUCAGUGGGAUUGUUGCAGAACCUAGUAGUAACGCUGUUACUGGGAUUGUUGCAGACCCUAGUAUUAACGCUGUCAGUGGGAUUGUUGCAGAACCUAGUAGUAACGCUGUCAAUAGGAAUGUUGUAGACCCUAGUAUUAACGCUGUCAGUGGGAUUGUUGCAGAACCUAGUAUUUACGCUGUUACUGGGAUUGUUGCAGACCCUAGUAUUAACGCUGUUACUGGGAUUGUUGCAGACCUUAGUACUAACGCUGUUACUGGGAAUGUUGCAGACCCUAGUAUUAACGCUGUUACUGGGAUUGUUGCAGACCCUAGUAUUAACGCUGUUACUGGGAUUGUUGCAGACCUUAGUAUUAACGCUGUUACUGGGAAUGUUGCAGACCCUAGUAUUAACGCUGUCGCUAGGAUUGUUGCAGACCUUAGUAUUAACGCUGUUACUGGGAAUGUUGCAGACCUUAGUAUUAACGCUGUUACUGGGAUUGUUGCAGACCCUAGUAUUAACGCUGUUACUGGGAUUGUUGCAGACCCUAGUAUUAACGCUGUUACUGGGAUUGUUGCAGACCCUAAUAUUAAUGUUGUCAGUGGGAUUCUUACACAGAUCAUCUUCCCGUUAGAGUCAUUAUAA
This is a messenger RNA of Homarus americanus (American lobster), 2193 nucleotides long. RefSeq names its product pheromone-regulated protein PRM7-like. The record is from RefSeq and is a predicted model, not a curated record. Bases 1 to 2193 code for a protein of 730 amino acids. NCBI's taxonomy places the organism in Eukaryota, Metazoa, Arthropoda, Malacostraca, Decapoda, Nephropidae. The transcript has 3 exons.